GUGCAGCUCCCUCUGGUCAGGAUGGGCCAGAAAAUACUAAGAAAAAUUGACAAGAUUGCAACAUUUAUGUAUAGUGAGAAAAGCCUCCAAAGUUAUAUACAUUCUAUAAAGUGUUAUAUUUCCAUGUGUAUACUUAUACCGACCGAAUGGUACCUAUUGUAUAUAUAUACACAUAUAUAUAUACAGUUAUUUGUGUGUGUGUUCAGUUGACAGAUUAGUGUCUAAAUGCUCGAGGAUGCCAAUGAAGUGACCUUCACCUCGAUGGUGGACCUUGCCAACAUGAGGGUCGCAGCUGAGUGCAAGGCACACCAGGACCAUUUCGCUGAUUACCUUCGUAUGAAGAAACUGGAACAGGCGGUGUGGGCGGAGCACCAACUGGCAUACUUUGUGCAAGAGUGCUGCAAAGCCAUCAUGAAGGGUGAGGCUGACGAGGCACAGAACGGCCUGGACAUUUUGACCAUGCAGCUGGACAGUGAGGAGAAGAUGAUUGCAGCUGCUUUCAACAAGUUUGACACGGAUGGCAGCGGAAAGCUUGCGGGCUCGGAGGUGCAGUUCAUGCUGGACUACUUGGGAUUUCCUGAUUCGCAAGAUGACGUGGCCAAGAUUACCAAAGUCCUGGACUGGGGCGGCAGCAGCAAGCUUUUCGAGGAGCGUUCAGAUUUCACAGGCUCUGCCCACGACCCUGAGCGCUUGAGAAUCCUGCUCCAGGAAAGCGGCAUUUCCCCAGAGGCUCAGGCUCACUGGCGAUUGACAGCUAGUGAGUCCGAAUUGGAUAGUGCGGCAGCUAUGCGCCCAUGCCAACAGGCUGCGAUUCGCCACAUCCGGCAUUUGGCGGAGGAGAAUCACAUCCGAGCGCUACCACAGCUACAAGAGCGUGUGAAGAAGCUUGGGUACACCGACACCGAUCUCCACAUGGUGUUGGCUUGGAUCCGGGAGCUGGCCCCCAUCAUUGUACACAUCAACUUAGACAAGGUGGGAAAAUUCUUCGUGGAGGACUCCCACUACCGCAACCAAUUUGAGACCAACACGUCGGGUGGGCUUUUGAAGACCUCAGCCCGUGAAAAGUGGGAACGAGGCCUUUUUGGAACGGCUUAUGAUGGCGCACAUGCGUUUGAGAGGCCAAAGUACGGAGUGCAAAACAUUUGGAAUGAUCAUAGAGGAGUUGUUGGAGCCAAGCAAUAUGGAGAUUCUUACAUUGUCCUAAAGGAUGUGCGCCUGCGUUGCACGUUGUCACCUCAAGACUCCGCGAAUUUGCCAGCACGGAGGCUUGCAGUGCUGGACUACUAUGCCCACGUGUUGCUCGAGCAGUGA
Durusdinium trenchii is the source of this 1311-nucleotide messenger RNA. The record is from the annotation of a GenBank genome assembly. NCBI's taxonomy places the organism in Eukaryota, Dinophyceae, Suessiales, Symbiodiniaceae.